GAGUUUUGGACGGUUCGGGGUUUUAGACUUUCCGUUUUUGUUCAACUGGAAUUAGGGUUUUGUGGGUCUUGAUUCUCGUUGAGAAGUAGGGUUUUUAUAUUUUAGGCUCGGCCGCUAGGGUUUUUGGGACCUUAUUUUAACAAAGGUUGUUGGUGAUUUUAGCACAGCUAGGGUUUUGGGCUUCCGGGGGCUUUAUGGAUACAUCCUCUCCUCUUUGAACCAGUACAGCUGGUUGCAUUUAAGGUUUUCAGUUAUUUUUUUAUCCUCAUCUUCUUGUUGGGAUUCUGCAUUAUCUCUCUGAUUGGGGUGUUGAAUUUGAUCGUGGUUUCUUUACAUCUCUCACAAUAGUUGAACUUCUGAUCAAUUACUUAUCUGUUAUUUUUCUUCACUUGAAAAAUCCUCCACCCUAGUUUUGGCUGAACUCUCAUUUAUAUUAGUAUAUUUUCUGGUCAUUUCCUCUUCUGGGUUUCCGAAAUUUUAUUGGUGUCUGUGUUUUCUCUGCCAUUAUUCCUCUGCUUCAUCUUUUACAUAACCAAAAACCCAGAAAACGGAUCCUAUAUCUACCAAUAUGAGUGUUCCUGCUCCUCCCCCGUCAUUCUUCAUGCCACCUUUUGCUGCCGGCGGCGAUGCAAUAGGAUUCUGGCCUCAACUCCCCGUCGAUAAUGAAAACUCAGAACCUGCUUCUCGUGCGGACUUCCCGCCAUUGAAGAGGCCCAGAAGUUUCGAAGAUGUCCCCUCAAAUUCCUUGAACAACCCGCUUCCGAAUCCGAGGGUGCUCCCGCCGAACCCUCCAGUUAACAAAGGAAUAAGCAGAAUCUUCUUCAAAACCCGUCUCUGUUCUAGAUUCAAGGCGGGUACCUGCCCGUAUGGGAGCAACUGCAACUUCGCCCAUGGAAUCGAUGAUAUCCGGAAGCCCCCACCGAAUUGGCAGGAAAUAGUUGCUGCCCACGCCCACGAGGAAGAUCGAGCGGCCGGGAAUUGGGAUGAAGAUCAGAGAAUCAUCAGUAAGUUGAAGCUAUGCAAAAAGUUUUGCAGUGGUGAGGAAUGCCCAUAUGGGGAAAGAUGCAAUUUCCUUCACGAGGAUCCAUCGAAGUUCAGGGAAGAUUCCGGUAGGUUUAGGGAGAGCUCGGCAAUAAGCAUUGGGACUACAGGAUCUCCAGGGGGUAAUGGAACUGGGGUUGAUCAACAGGAAGUUAAUGGGUCUGGAAAUUCCAGCUUUGAUGUGAACCGGAUGAAUCCGAAGCCUGUGUUUUGGAAGACAAGGAUCUGUAACAAGUGGGAGACAACUGGUCACUGCCCCUUCGGUGAGAAAUGUCACUUCGCUCAUGGGCAAGCUGAACUGCAGAAAUAUGGAGGCCAUACUGAAGUAGAAUCAGGAAAUGCAGGCACCUUUCUGCCCAAACCUCUUCCUAAUCUUGCCCAAGAUGUAUCACCUACUAGUACAGUGAUAGGGGCUACCAGUAAGCAGCAGGUGCAGGGUAAAAAGUGCUUGCUGAAGUGGAAAGGACCUGAAAAGAUUAGUCGCAUUUAUGCCGAUUGGAUUGAUGAUUUGCCCCUUGCUUACAAUUCACCAAACAAAGUUGAGAGCUGAUCCUCACAUUCAAGUCGUGCUUCCCAGUUAAAUUCAGAUUUCUGUAUGACCAGUUUUCAUCAGGAUUAGGAAAUUUUGAUAGGUUUUCACUUCGCAGUCCAGUGGAUUUUUGACCAUAUAGUGAUUUGGGUUUUGCUUUGCUUGAGAGAGAUGGAUAAUUAGGUGAGAUGUAAUUCUUUUCCAAUUUUGGUCAUUGGAUGGGGUUCCUAACCUCAUCUAGCUAUCUUCAUUUUUGUUUUUCAUUUCUUGAUUGAUUUUCUUGAUUAAAGGUGAAGUUUAAAUGUUCAUAAAUAUAGAUAAAAAGUAGCCAUCAAAUGUAAAUUCUGGUUGCCUACGUUUGUAUUCUUUCUCCCAAUGUCAAGGCGCAGGUUUUAUACA
Molecule: messenger RNA, 1969 nt
Organism: Nelumbo nucifera (sacred lotus)
Lineage: Eukaryota; Viridiplantae; Streptophyta; Magnoliopsida; Proteales; Nelumbonaceae
Product: zinc finger CCCH domain-containing protein 39-like
Molecular function (GO): metal ion binding; mRNA binding
Source: RefSeq, a predicted model, not a curated record